Eruca vesicaria subsp. sativa (arugula) is the source of this 839-nucleotide messenger RNA. NCBI's taxonomy places the organism in Eukaryota, Viridiplantae, Streptophyta, Magnoliopsida, Brassicales, Brassicaceae. The record is from the annotation of a GenBank genome assembly.
AAGAACAAUAGAGAGUGAAAGAGAGAUUAGCCACAAUGUAUCUUCAACUUCUCUGUCUUGUCCUUCUAGCUUCUUGCUUCCAACAUCAAGCUUUUGGCCGUGGUCAUCACCGGCCACCUCCGGAAGUAAGCUCGUAUCCUUCUUCUCGCAUCACAGUCGUCGGAGUUGUCUACUGUGACACUUGUUCUAGCAACACUUUCUCAAAACAAAGCUAUUUCUUACAAGGAGUGGAUGUUCAUGUAAGCUGUAGAUUCAAAGCAAGCUCACCAAAGACAACAGAGGAAGUAAACAUAUCAGUAAACAGAACAACAAACAGAAGCGGCGUUUACAAGCUCGAGAUCCCACACGUCGAUGGUAUAGAUUGCGUCGACGGUAUAGCCAUAGCUUCUCAAUGCAGCGCCAAGCUACUCAAAACAUCAGACAACAACAUAGGCUGCAACAUACCCGUUUUUCAGACAGCAACCAACGAAGUAUCCAUCAAGUCAAAGCAAGACCGUGUCUGUAUCUACAGCUUAAGCGCACUCAGCUACAAACCUUCUCACAAAAACACAACACUUUGCAACGGUGGAAAGAGACAUAACCGGCGAGAGGAGGAGGAGAAGGUGGAGAAGAAGUUUAGAGAUUCUGAAUUCUUUUGGCCUUAUCUGGCACCGUACUGGUUCCCUUGGCCGUACUCAACUCUGCCACCGUUGCCUACUCUACCUCCUCUUCCUUCUUUUCCUUUCCCGUUUCUUCCUUUAGCAAACCCUAAUCCGGCUUUGCCAGCGUUUGACUGGAAAGAUCCUACCACUUGGAUACCUUAUCUCCCACGUUUCCCUCCUGGUGAUCAUAAUCUUUAG